AUGCGGAAAGCCUUGAAUCUCGCUCUUACUGGCGUUGCGUGGUUCUCUAGACUCGCUCUGUCUCAGAGUCCAUCGGCAUUUCCAAUCGUUGAUCUUGGCUACGAGCUGCACCAAGCUUCGACUUUCAAUUCUACGGGGGCCUUCUACAAUUUCUCGAACAUAAGGAUAUGUCCGCAGGCAAAUCCUGCUUGGGAGCUGAUUGCUGCCGUGUUUGACCCCGAUUACCUAGAGGGAAAGCCUUUCAAUCUAUCAGCAACCGUGGCAGGCCUAGCGAAUCAAUCCGGUUCCCUUCCCUCUCUGGACCCUCGGACGACGGAAGACUGUCUCUUUCUAGAUGUUGUCGUACCUCAAAACAUCUUGAAAUCGGCUUCCAACAGCAUGAACCUCACGUCCGGCGCCCCGGUCCUGGUGUGGAUUUACGGUGGGGGAUACACUGCAGGGGAUAAGAGCGCACGCAGCCCCGCAGGCUUGAUCCAGGCGAGCCAAGUCAAUGAUACUCAAGGAAUAAUCUUCGUCUCUUUGAAUUAUCGUCUGGGGGCUCUUGGAUGGCUCGCAGGUCCCACUCUCCAAAGCGAUGGGACAGCUAACGCUGGCUUGUACGACCAACGUCUUGCUCUUCAAUGGGUCCAAGACAAUAUUCAUAUAUUCGGCGGUGACCCAAACCGAGUCACCGUGAUUGGCGAGUCUGCCGGAGGUGGAUCUAUCAUGCACCAAAUUACCGCUUUCGGCGGGCUUAAGGGUCCUGCACCAUUCCAACGUGCUGUCCUGCAGAGCGCCGCCUUCCAAAAUAUCGUAUCUAAUCUUCAGCAGGAGACCACAUUCGAUGCUUUCCUCUCGUUGCUUAAUGUGGCGAACUCUUCGUACGGAGAUUAUUCGUUUGGGCCUGUGGUAGAUGGCUUGUUCGCCCCAGCGAUCCCAGGGAAAUUGCUUCUUCAGGGCUCCUACGACCACAGCCUCACUCUCAUGCUGGGGCACAACGCUGAUGAGGGUCUUCUGUUUACGAAUCCUGCGAUAGGGAACGAUACCACCCUCAAUACUUAUCUCUUGAGCGCUUUUCCUACCAUCAACCCCAGCGUUGCGGAUUAUAUUGAGAACGUGCUUUAUCCACCCAUCAUGCCUGGCACCCUGGGAACUACUGGUUAUUCCGACGAGACCGGUCGAGUCGAUUUGUUAAUCUCAGAGUCUACUUUCACUUGCAAUACUUUCUAUCUUGACAAAGCCUUCGGCAAUCAGACAUACGCAUAUCAGUUUAGCGUGCCUCCCGCCCUUCAUGGGCAAGAUCUCGCUUAUACAUUCUUUAACGGUCCCAGCAGCUCUGUGGUCAGCGACCCUAUCGCUGUAGCGCUUCAAGAGUACAUCACCAGCUUUGCUAUCAAUGGAGGCCAGCCAAGUGGACCCUUGCUUCCAAUGUUCCCUAUCUAUAGCAAUGCGAGUGACAUUAUCGAUGUGAAUGCCACAAGUAUUACCGAGAUCAUGGAUCCCAUUGCUAACUCUCGUUGCGACUGGUGGCAGAAAGAGUUAUACACAUUGAAGUUGACCCAGCAAUAUCUUCAUGGGGUGAAGCACGCCAGCGAGGCUGCCGAUGCACUUGGAGCUGAACUUCAGCUUCUCCACGACACCCUCUGCCGUCUUGAUGGAUUUCUCCGUAGCGACGGUGCCCAGAGGCAGUCGUUCGAUGAAGCCUCGGUGCUAGUAUCCAGCACAGGUGCCUGCAGGACUAAGCUGGAAGUACUGCAUAAGAAGUUAGAUGGUGCUGCAAAGAGUCGCUUGAACCGAGCCUUGUGGCCUCUGAACGAAAAGGAACACCGCCAGUCAGUGCAAGAGUUAAGGGCGGUUGCUCAAUGUAUUCACUUUGCCAUGACAAUCGAUGAAUGGAGCGACGCAGAGCAGAGCCAGAUAUUGCAAAAUGAUCGCAAAUCCCAGGAACGCGAAAAGAUCCUGAACUGGAUUUCGAAUUUUGAGAACGAGAGCAAACACAACGCCAUUCGCAUGCCACGGGUAGCAGAGACAGGUGAGUGGCUGACGAAUACCGAAGAAUUCACGACCUGGCGCAAGGGUGUGGAAUUGCCAAGCGUAUUAUGGUGCCAUGGCAUCCAAGGUUCUGGAAAAUCCGUCAUGACCUCUCUAGUCAUCGAUCGAUUAAGGGAUGAAUACGUUGGCCAGAAAGUUGCCAUAGGCUUCGUAUACUUCGACUAUCAAGACCAGAGAAGCCAAUCGCCUGAGAAUGUGGUCGCAAGCCUUCUGAGACAGGUCGCUUCUCAAAAGCCCGUACUUCCCACAUCGCUACUAGAGCUUUACACGAAGUUCGGGGAGCAAAACCGAAGGCCUCAAAUACAAGAUUUCGAGCUCACACUGUUGCAUGUAUGUCAAAACUUCGAUCAAGUUUUCAUUGCCAUUGACGCUCUCGACGAAUGUGAUGAGGGACAAAGUCGGAAACAUUUCCUUCUUUUCCUGGCUACAUUACAACAAACCCCGAGUAUCCGGCUGUUCGUUACUAGUCGCCCUUAUCCGGAAGAAAUCCGAAAAGCCUUCGGCUCAGCCCCCCAAGUUACUGUCGAGGCCAGCGAUGCAGAUUUGAGGAAGUAUUUGCGGAGGAGGAUAGAGGACAGCGAUAGCGCAGAUAUUAUUGACGAGGGUUUCAAACAACAUCUCGUCGAGACAAUCGCAAAAGGUGCACAAAAGAUGUAUGCCAACCAAUUCCCCGAAGUAGCCGUAUUCACUGCAACGUUCCUGCUACCCACCUUGCAGAUUCAAACCAUUGUCAAUGAGCCCACUACUGGAGAGAUGGAAGACGCACUUGAAGCCAUGCCGCACGACCUGCAUCAGGCUUUCUACCAGACACUCGCAAGAGUACAAAGGCAGCCAGACGGCCGAAAGCGACUGGGCAUGAACAUUUUACUGUGGGUAUCUCACGCCCAGGGUUCGUUGACUGUAACAGAAUUGAGUGAAGCAAUGGCUGUCAAGCCUGGAAAUACCUCCUUGAAUCCAAGACGUCGGCCCUCACAAAAUAGAAUUAUAGGGUGUUGCUUGGGCUUAGUGACGGUUGAUCGGGAGAGCUCCAGUGUCCGUCUGGUACAUUAUGCCUUGCAAGAGUUCUUUCGGGAUCAUCGAGAAGAGAUUUUUCCCUCGGGAGAAGACGAAAUUGCGGAAAUAUGCAUCACAUAUCUUUGUUUCGACGACUUUGUCCGUGGUAGUUGUGAGUCCGAAGCUGCAAUCGAGCGUCUAAUACAAAAUUCUCCCCUCCUCCGCUAUUCUUCGAGCUACUGGGGUCAUCAUGUACGAUUUUCACACUGCGACCGAAUCUACGGACUGGCACUCAGAUUGCUUCAUUCUCAGCCCCGCCGAGCUCUCUCCACACAAAUCCAACGUUAUUCGCAGGGAUAUCGUGCGGAAUAUUGGGAACCAGACGAAGUGAACAGUCACAAUGCUUUCCACUGGGCUUGUAGCCACGGGCUGCAAACCGCAGUGUGCAAUAUACUAGACUCGGAAGACAUUGAUAUUGAUGCCGCAACCUACAUGGGUACUACCGCACUGAUCCGAGCUGCCUCUUCUGGCCACCUGGACCUAGUAAAAUUACUUAUGAGUCGAGGGGCAGACCCUACGAAGGCGAACUGGUACGGAACAGUGCUUCACUGUGCUGCCGAAGCAGGGCAGUGCGAAAGCAUCAGCUUUCUAUUGGAUAGUGGCAUGAACAUCGACUUGAGAGAUACUUUCGGACGCACUCCCUUGCAUUGCGCGUCAGACCAAAGACAUGUAUUGGCCAUGGAAUUACUCCUGGACAUGGGCGCAGACCCAAACGCACGGGACAAGGCAGGGAAUACGUUGAUUCACGAUACUGCCCAAACAGGAGAUGAACGACUAAUGCGACGACUGUUGGAAGAUGUACGGGUUGACAUCUCAGCAACGACAGUUAGAGACGCAACGGUCCUCCACUGCGCUGCCCGCGGAGGUCAUGCCAACAUCGUUCGCAUGCUCCUUGAUGUGGGUGCUAGAAUAGAUGCGAGAGGUCAUGGCGGCUGCACUGCGCUACACCUAGCGGCAGGAUGGGGAAGAGAAGACGUCGUACGGUUGCUAGUGGAAGCAGGAGCAGACGUGAAUGCUAAGACUGACGACAAGGCUACUGCCAGGUACUUCGCCGCCGCUGCCAAUCAUGAAGGUAUUCAGCAGCUACUUCUGGAGCAUGGGGCCGAGAAAGGAGUAUUCCAUUACCUAGACGGUAGUGCUCAGUCAGUAGGAGACGCUGAUGAUUCCUGUCACCAUGAAAAUCUUUCUCUGGUAGAUGUGGGGGGACUUCCAUACUUCUCAGGCUCGUACAUAGGCAAGCCUGCUGUCGCUUGGACGGAUCAAAGACAGUCAGACGAAGGGGAGUCGCAUGGGCCAGCGUACUUGCAUAGGAAGGAAUGA
Letharia lupina is the source of this 4404-nucleotide messenger RNA. RefSeq lists its product as uncharacterized. The transcript is spliced from 11 exons. Gene Ontology annotation, molecular function: protein binding. The record is from RefSeq and is a predicted model, not a curated record. Bases 1 to 4404 code for a protein of 1467 amino acids. Lineage: Eukaryota; Fungi; Ascomycota; Lecanoromycetes; Lecanorales; Parmeliaceae.